This is a messenger RNA of Oppia nitens, 4132 nucleotides long. RefSeq lists its product as uncharacterized. Lineage: Eukaryota; Metazoa; Arthropoda; Arachnida; Sarcoptiformes; Oppiidae. Gene Ontology annotation, molecular function: iron ion binding; monooxygenase activity; heme binding. The record is from RefSeq and is a predicted model, not a curated record. The coding region runs from base 98 to 4132 and encodes 1344 amino acids. The transcript has 20 exons.
CUAUUACAGUCUACCUCCCGGUCCAUUUCCUUUGCCAAUAAUAGGCAAUAUUUUAUCAUUUCGAUCUAAACAUCAUUGGGAUGACAUAUUCAGACAAAUGUCUAAAAAAUAUGGACCGGUCUUUACAUUUCAUAUGUUUAAYAAACCGCAGAUCGUUAUCACUGACGCUGACAUUGCAAGAGAUAUAUUGAGAAAAAACGAUUUUGCCGGACGACCGGAAAGUUAUUUCGGAAGUUUAUUAUCAAAUGAAAAAUUUUCUGAUGUCGUGUUCACCGAUUACGGUCAUACAUGGGAAGCACUGAGACGUGUAGCGCACGCGGCCGUACAAAAAUACUCAAUAAAUGAACGGCUGGUAAACGUUGCCAUCGAUUCUGUGGACAAAACAGUGAAAACAAUGUUAGAAACGGAAGGUCCGGAUAAACCUAUCAAACCAUUUGAUUACAUAUAUCUCAUGUUUCUAAACAUUUUGGCGAACAGUACUUUCGGAGAAAACUAUGACAUGAAUGAUCCAGAAUUUAAAUCACUUAAGUAUAUGUUACGUGAUUUUGGUCAGGAAGUGGGAUCCCAUUUCUUGUUGUGGGAGUUCUCACCACUAAUACGAUUAUUGGACAACAAGUUGGUCACCAAACAGAGGAAAUUAUUUGAAAAUUCAACAAAACUAAUGGUCAAUAAGUUUCAAAAUCAUAUCAAAAGUUACGAUCCGAGUAUUGAACGCGACUUUUGUGAUGCACUCAUUUCGGCUAAAAAUGAUGCGCUCCGGGAGGGAAAAGAGUCGGCACCCUAUCUGACUGAUAUUAAUUUGGCGAUGACUUUAUUUGACCUAUUUUUUGCCGGCACUGACACAUCUCAGCAAACAUUUCAAUGGCUGCUAUUAUUGUUGUCUUAUUAUCCAAAUAUACAGAAGAAAUUAAAAGAAGAAAUUGAGUCCCAAAUCGGUGACCGAAUGCCAACACAUGAGGACAGACAGCGAUGUCAUUAUGUGAUGGCAUUUAUAUCGGAAACUUUAAGAUACAGAAAUGUCGUUCCUUCUGGUGUUCCUCACAGUGCUGUAGUUAACAGUAAAAUAGGUGAUUAUACUAUUCCUAAAGGUAUGUCAUUAAUAAUCUACCAGGGUAUUGUAUUGAGAAAUGAUGACAACAAAUAYUGGACUAAAGGCCAGGAYUUCAUACCCGAGCGUUUCCUYGACAGUGACGGACACUAUAUGACAACCCGUUCGCCGGCAUUCAUACCUUUCGGUGUGGGACGWCGUGUAUGUUUGGGCGAGAAGUUAGCCAUCGCUGAUCUGUUUCUUGUUUUGGUCCGAUUUUUACAAUCAACUCAAUUAUAUGAUAUUGUUUUAGACACACAUAAUGGCAUUGAAGCCAAUCCUGAAAUAGCUGAUGCAUUUCAUCCCUAUGAUUAUACAAUUAUCUUAAUAUURGGUUUUGUAGUCUACAAAAUAACAAAGUUUUAUCACCAAUAUUACUGUUUACCUCCCGGUCCAUUCCCAUUSCCUAUUAUUGGCAAUAUGUUAUCUUUCAAGUCUAAACUCCAUUGGGAUGACAUUAUGAGAAAAAUGUCAAAAAAAUAUGGACCGGUAUUUACUUUACAUAUUGGUAACACUCCUCAAGUGUUGAUAACUGAUGCGGACAUCGCUAKAGAAGCGUUUCGUAAAAAUGAUUUUGCGGGAAGACCUAAAAGCAGUUUAUUAGCUAAUGAUGUGGUAAUGGCUGAUUACGGACCCAAUUGGGAAGCGCUUAGACGUGUUGCUCACGCGGCCGCUAAAAAAUAUUCAAACAAUGAGCRAUUGAUUAAURUAGCCAUUGAUUGUGUGGAUAAAACAGUACAAACUAUGUUGAAAACAGAGGGUCCAAACAAACCUAUACAACCAUUUACUUACAUAUAUCUGACAUUUCUAAAUAUUUUGGCUAAUAGUGCUUUCAAUGAAAAGAUUAUCGAGUUUAAAAAAUUUAAAUAUGUUAUGAAAGAUAUAUUUGAUGAAUCGGGAUCACGAUUUUUUUUGUGGGAAUUUUCAAAACUAAUGCAAUGGAUUGACUAUAAAAUGGUUAACAAAAUGAAUAAAGCGUUUGAUGAGAUGAGAGAUAUUAUGAUUGAAAAGUUUAAAAAUCAUUAUAAAGAUUACAAUCCAAGUAUUGAACGAGAUUUUUGUGAUGCACUGAUUGCGGCAAAAAAUGAUGCGCUCCGGGAGGGCAAGGAAUCGGCACCGUAUCUAACGGAUGAUAAACUUGGAAUGASUGUGUUUGACAUGUUUUUUGCCGGAAUAGAUACUUCGCAAAAUACAUUUCAAUGGAUAUUAUUGUUUUUGUCUUAUUAUCCAAAUAUGCAAAAUAGAUUACGAGAAGAAAUUGAGACUCAAAUCGGUGACCGAAUACCAACACAUGAGGACAGACARCGAUGUCAUUAUGURAUGGCAUUUAUUGCCGAAACUUURAGAUUCCGAAAUAUAGUUGCAUUUGGUUUACCGCACAGGACUAUAGUUAGUAGUAAAAUAUGYGACUAUACAAUACCAGAAAAUAUGCCGGUGUUUGUAUAUCAGGGAAUUGUUUUGAGAAAUGAUGACAACAAAUAUUGGACUAAAGCUAAUGACUUCAUACCCGAGCGCUUUCUCGACAGUGACGGACAUUAUAUGACAACCCGUUCGCCGGCAUUCAUACCUUUCGGUGUGGGACGWCGUGUAUGUUUGGGCGAGAAGUUAGCCAUCGCUGACCUGUUUCUUGUUUUGGUCCGAUUUCUACAAUCGACACAAAACUAUGACAUUGUUUUGGACAGUCAUAAUGCYUUUAGAUCUAAACAUCAUUGGGAUGACAUUGUAAGAAAAAUGGCCAAAAAAUAUGGUCCGGUAUUUACCUUACAUUUGGGAAACAGUCCACAAAUUAUGAUUACUGAUGCAGUCAUAGCUAGAGAAGCUUUUCGUAAAAAUGAUUUUGCGGGAAGACCUGACAGUUAUUUUGGAAAAGCAUUUAAAAAUGAUAUMGUUUUUGCCGAUUACGGCCAUCAAUGGGAAGCACUGAGACGUGUGGCACACGCGGCCGUACAAAAAUACUCAACUAAUGAACGAUUAGUUAACGUAGCGGUCGAUUGUGUGGAYAAAACAGUGAAAACAAUGUUGGAAAGGGAGGGUCCAAACAAACCUAUCGAUCCAUUGAAUUACAUAUAUCUAACGUUUCUUAAUAUUUUGGCAAAUAGUAGUUUCGGACAAAACUAUAAUAUUGAUGACCCGGAGUUUAAACAAUUAAAAUAUGUAUUAAAAGAUUCAAACGAAGAAUUUGGUCCACGAGUGCUGUUAUGGGAGUUCUCACCAAUAGUUCGAUGGAUUGAUAGAAAAAACGUGACAAUUAGUGAGAAAAUUUUUGAUGAUUUAAAAGAUCUAUUGAUUGAUAAAUAUAGAUCACAUUAUAAGGAUUACGAUUCAAAUAUUGAAAGAGACUUUUGUGAUGCACUCAUAACUGCUAAAAAUGAUGCGCUUCGGGAGGGAAAAGAGUCGACACCCUUUCUGACCGAUGAAAAUCUAGCGAUGGCUUUAUUGGAUCUAUUAUUAUCCUAUUAUCCAUCGAUGCAAAAACAGUUACGACAAGAGAUUGAGUCAAUAAUUGGUGACCGAAUGCCGACACAUGAGGACAGACAACGAUGUCAUUAUGUGAUGGCAUUUAUUGCCGAAACUUUGAGAUUCAGAAAUGUUGUGCCGAGCGGUGUCUUUCAUAAAGCAAUAGUCACGAGUAAAAUAGGAGACUAUACAAUACCAGAAGGUAUGUCUGUGUUUGCAUAYCARGGAUUUAUUUUACGAGACAACAAAUAUUGGGAAAAUAGUGACACUUUCAUACCCGAGCGCUUCAUCGACAGUGACGGUCAAUAUAUGACAACCCGUUCGCCGGCAUUCAUACCUUUCGGUGUGGGACGACGUGUAUGUUUAGGCGAAAAGUUAGCCAUCACUGACCUGUUUCUUGUUUUGGUCCGAUUUUUACAAUCGACACAAAACUAUGACAUUGUUUUGGACAGUCAUAAUGGUUUGGAUGGCGAUCCCAAUAGUUCUCUCGAUUGUUGUCUCCAAUCAAUAGCCAAUCAUUUAUAUCUUAUUUAUCCAAACAAUGGACAGUCCAUUCAAAACCCAACUCUUGAAUUGGAUCCAAUGUGA